AUGGAUGAAGCCGAGCAGGACCAGUAUGAAGCCCGUCUCAAGGAGCUCUUUGACAGCUUUGACAGCACGGGCACUGGAUCCCUUGGGCAGGAGGAGCUGACCGAUCUGUGUCACGUGUUACAUCUGGAGGAAGUGGCUCCUGGCGCGCUGCAACAGACGCUUCUGCAAGGCAACCUUCUUGGCAGGGUCCACUUUGACCAGUUUAAAGAAGCGCUGAUCCUUAUCUUAUCCCGAACCUUAUCGAACGAGGAUGACUUCCAAGAACCAGAUUCUUCACCUGAAGCCCAGCCCAAAUACAUCAAAGGCGGGAAACGCUAUGGCAGGCGGUCUCUGCCGGAGUUUCAGGAAUCCGUGGAAGAGUUUGCCGAGGUGACUGUGAUUGAGCCUCUCAAUGAAGCAGCCCGGAGUUCACACAUCGCUUCCAAUGACUGCGAUGAGCGCUGGAAGACUCAGGACAGCGAGGAAUAUGAAGCAGAAGGCCAGUUGAGAUUUUGGAAUCCGGAUGACUUGAAUGCAUCACAGACUGCGUCGUCCCCUCCCCAGGACUGGAUAGAAGAGAAGCUGCAGGAGGUUUGUGAGAAUCUAGGGAUCACCAGAGAUGGCCACUUGAACAGGAAAAAGCUGAUCUCCGUUUGUGAGCAGUACGGGCUGCAGACUGUGGAUGGCGAGGUGCUUGAAGAGGUGUUCCAUAAUCUUGAACAAGAUGGCACAAUGAGCAUAGAGGACUUUUUCUAUGGCUUAUUUAAAAAUGGAAAAUCUCUUACGCCAUCAGCUUCUACCCCAUACAGACAACUCAAACGGCACCUCUCCAUGCAGUCCUUUGAUGAAAGUGGGAGACGCACCACUGCCCUGUCCGCGAUGACUAGCACGAUUGGGUUCAGAGUCUUCUCCAGCCUCGACGACGGGCUGGGCUAUGCCUCUGUGGAGCGAGUACUUGACACGUGGCAUGAAGAGGGACUCGAGAACGGCCAUGAAAUCCUCACGGCCUUGGAUUUUAGCCUGGAUGGGAAGGUCAACCUGACGGAGCUGACUCUGGCGUUAGAAAAUGAGCUUCUGAUAACCAAGAAUGGAACCCAUCAGGCCGCCUUGGCCAGCUUCAAAAUGGAGAUCAGACAUUUACUGGAGCGAGUUGACCAAGUGGUGAGAGAAAAAGAGAAGCUGCGCUCAGAUUUGGAAAAAGCUGAAAAAAUGAAAUCUCUCAUGGCCUCGGAAGUUGACGACCACCAUGCUACCAUAGAGCGCCGGAAUGAAUACAACCUCAGGAAGCUGGAUGAGGAGUACAAAGAACGCACUGCAGCUUUAAAGAAUGAACUCCGGAAGGAGCGAGAGCAGAUCCUGCAGCAGGCUGGCAAACUGCGAUUGGAGCUGGAGCGGGAGAUUGAGAAGGUGAAAACAGAAGAGAACUACGUCCGCGACCGGCUCACCCUUUCCCUAAAGGAAAACAGCCGUUUAGAGUGCGAGCUGUCGGAGACUGGACAGAAGCUGGCAGAGUACGAGAGCCUGACGAGCAAACUGCAAAGGAACUUGGAAAAUGUCUUGGCCGAGAAGUUCGGCGACCUUGAUCCCAGCAGUGCUGAGUUUUUCCUGCAGGAGGAGAGAUUGGUACAAAUGAAAAACGAGUAUGAACAGCAGUGCAGGGAGCUGCAAGACCAGAUCGAUGAACUCCAGUCUGAGCUGGAAGAGUAUCAUACUCAAGGCAGAAUAUUUAGGCCUUCUCUGGAAAGCUCGCUGCAUGAGGAGUUUGACAUUAAAAAUGGGGGAAGCGGUGGUGUGGAGCCUGACCAAGGGCUUGGUUCUGAGGAUUGCAAUCCGCUAAAUAUGAGCAUAGAAGCAGAAAUGGUCAUUGAACGAAUGAAGGAACAACACCACAAGGAGCUACAGCAUCUGAAACAGGAGCUCAAAGACACAAUGAGCCAUUAUGAAAAACUAGUUGAGACCAAGGCCCAUUGUGAAAAGGAGCAAGAAAAUGUGGCGAAGAAAUAUAAUGAAGAGAGGCAAACCAUGGAAAAGCAAAUAAGUGCCCUUAAAAACCAAAUUGAAGCACUCCAGGGAGAGACCGCGAUGCUCAAAGAGGAACGAGAAAGGAUUGACUGUAAACAUAAUGAGGAGAGAAACGACUUACAGAUGAGCUUUGAUAAGGAAAAGGCUAAUCUCCAAGAACUGCUGAAGCUAGGACAUGAGGAAGAGCUCCGGGUUAGGCUGGAGCAGGUACAAGAGAGCUUUAACCGAGAGCGGGAGGAGCUGGUUCAGAAUGGUAUUUGGAUGGAAGAAAAGAUGAGAGUUCUGGUGCAGACCCUGCAAGAAGAAAAGGGGGAGGUAGAACGUGGUUUCCAUGAGCAGCUGAAAAGCCUGACAGAAAAGCAUGCUGUUGAGAGGGAAGAGCUACAACACAAAUUGCUGGAAAAACACCAACAGGAACUCCAAGAAGAAAGGGAAAAAAUGGAAACUGAGUAUAACAGAAGAACAUCUCAAACAGAAACUCAGUUUUCUGUCAACAGACAAACAAUUGUGAACAAGUAUGAAGAAGCACUACGAAAUCUUGAAGAACGCUACCAACGAGAACUGCAAGAACUCGCCGAACAACAGCGUGAGGAGAAAUCUCAGUGGGAAUUUGAAAAGGAUGAAAUCAUCCAGGAAUGCGCUGAAGCCCAAGAGCAACUGAAGGAAACGCUGGAGAGCAAAAAGGCCAUUUCUUUUGUCCUAACACAGGAGAAAGAACUCCUAGAGAAGAAUUUCAAGGAACAUGUGAACAAGCUAACGUGUGAAAAGGAGCAGCUCCAGAAAGAGCUGCAGGACCUGAGAAAUGCUGCUGAAAAACAAGAGGAUGAGUUGCAUAAUAAAAUACUGCAGCAACAAAAUGAUCAUGAAAGAGAGCUAAAAGACAGAGAAGAACAAAUGUCUGUGGUAGAGGAAAAAAGGAAGCUGGUUAGCCAAAGGCUUGAAGUGCUUGAGACUGCAUAUGAAGAAGAGAAAUACAAACUGAAUUCCAAACUUCUUGCUUUAGAGGGUUUAAACAAAGAGACCCACGAGAGAGCAGAAAAAGAGAAUGCACAGAUGAGUUUGGAAAUCGUAAAGCUUCAAGAAAAAAUAAAGAAUUUGCAGCAGGAAACACUUGACUUUUCCAAACUGCAGAAUGAUUACAAUGCCUUGGCAGAUGAAUAUGCAGUAGUGAAGAGCAAGGUUUCAGCACUGUCUGGCAUGCAACAAUUGGAAGAGGAUGGAGAGGUUCUUAUAAACCUACAGAAGGUUCACGAGCAGGCUGUGAAGGAAAAUGUGAAAAUGGCUUCUGAGAUUGUCAGGUUACAGCAGAGGUUACAGAGGCUGGAGCAAGAGCCAAGGAAACUUUCCAGUUUUGACCAAUCAAAUUCUGAGAUGGAAGAAUCUCAGGUGCAAGACAGGAUAGAGCAAAUUGAGGGUAAUGUUCUAAAAAAUCUGCAAGAUGGUUGUAAAGAGACAGAUCAUGGAGCAAACUUGCUUGUUCUUUCAUUGUUGGAGGCUAAAACUAAGGAGCUUGAAGAAAUGGUUGAGGCUUACUCCAGUCUAGAGAAGAUGUAUGAAGACACUAAGGUAGAGAACCAUGCCCUGAAAAUACAGAUUGGUCAGCUUCUGGAAAAUAUAAUGGUAUUGGAAGCAGAAUAUAAUGAAGCUAAUGACAAGAAGCAAGAUCAGGCUUCCAAAGUGUCUGUGCUGGAAAUGAAACAGACAGAGCUUGAGAAAAUCUUUGAGGCGGUUCCCAAGUUGAAGAUGUUCUAUGAAGACGUUAAAAGAGAGAACCGAUGUUUUCGGGAAGAUAGCAAGGUGGCAAAAAUAACAUCUGAUCAUGCUACAGACCAUAAAGAGCUUUGUUAUGAAGUUUCUAGGCUACAGACUGAACUAAAGAAGGCUGAGGAAAUAACUGAAGCUUCUCUUCAACUUGAGAAGGUCUGUGGAGCAACUAAAGAGAAUGGAGAGCUGAACAAUCUAGUACUUCACCUUUGGAAAAAGAUUGAAGAGCUAGAAGAAAGAUUAAGGUCACAAUCUACACUUCUAUUACAGGAAGAAAUCCAGCUAGAAACCAAGGGCCUGAAAUCUGAAAUGAUAAAGUUGUUUGAACAAAAUAAAAAACUUGAAGAGGAUGUACCAAGACUUACAAGCCUGCAGCACAGGUUAGAAGAAAGUAAUCAAGAAAGUGUCAGACUCCGGCAAGAAAAAACACAGCUCCUGGAAGAAGUUAAGGAACUGGAAGAUGCCCGUGACCAAUAUGCACAGGAAAAGCUAGAGCUGCACAGUGAGAACUUAAGACUGCAGUGCAGACUUGGAAAACUGGAAGAACAUACUUUAACGUUUAAAGUCCUGCAAGAUCAACAUGACCAAUGUGCGACCACGAUAAAAGACCUGGCAACGGAGAAAAGAGCACUACAAGAGCUGAGCAGGAAGCUGAAAGAGAAAGUUACAUCUCUGGUUAAGCAAAAAGACAUGCAUUCUCAAGAAGAAAAAGAGUUGAAUUCAACGAUACAUGAUUUGCAAAGCACAUGUAGUGAGCUGCAGCAAAAAGUUGAACUCCUGAGAUGUGAGGCUGAGAAGCUCAGAGAAGAAAAUGCUAUUCUGAAGAAUGAAAUAACCCUGUUAAAUGAGGAAGGUAGUGUUUCUAACCUGAAACUAAGGGAGCUAAAUGGAUCUCGAGAAGAAAUGUGGCAAAAAAUAGAGGCUAUAAGAAAGGAUAAGGUGGCCGUGCAGAAGGUGGCGGACAACUUGAGAAAACAGGUAUCAGAUUUGAAAGCCAGGAACCAGCAGCUCGACUUUGAAAAUGCAGAACUUAGUCAAAAGAAUUCAAAAAACCAAGCAGACGUGCAGGAUCUUAAUCAACGGCUGGCAAGACUCCUCAGGCAAAAAGAAAAGGAAGUGGGGAAGUGUACACUGGAAGAAUUGGAAAGGGAGAGAUCCAAGCUGAAAGAGGAACUGGAAAACUGUCAAGUUAAGUCAUCAACUCUGGUGUCUUCUUUGGAGACCGAGCUGUCUAAAAUCAAGGUUCAAAAUCGUUUACUGGAGCAGGAAAACCACCUCCUCAGACAGGAACUGGAGAAGACCAAACAGCUGCCCAGAUGUCCUGAUCGCUCUGACUUCCAGAAUGAAAUUUCUAGUGUAAUAACUAAAAAUGAAAAGCUGCUGAAAGAAAAAGAAGCCCUCAGCGAGGAACUAAACAGAUGUGUUGAUAAGGUAGCUAAAGUGAACUUCUUAGAGAAUGUUAUUGCCAGCUUGAAGCAGGAGCAAAAGUCCUGGGAACAACAAAGUCAGACACUGAAAACGCAGCUCACAGUCUCCCAAGAAAAGGUUCAGAGUCUAGAUGAAGCUCUACAAAAUAUCAACCUUCAAAUGUCACGGCUAAAAUCAGACCUACGGGUGACCCAGCAGGAGAAGGAGGCUCUUAAACAGGAAGUAAUGUCACUACACAAGCAACUGCAAAAUGUCAAUGAUAAGAAUCGGGUUCUAGAACUGGCUGUGCAUUCCUCAGGGCUGCAGAACCAGCCGAAGAAGCUGCACUGGGAUGAACUCGAGCAGCUGAUUAAACAGGAGCAGCAGCUGCUGAGGCAAGAGAAUGAGAGACUCCAGAGAGAGGUCCAGAACACUAAAACCGAUCUCACUCAUUCCAGGGAGAAGAUCCGGCAGUUGGAAUCUGCGAUCCUUUCCAUGAAGCACCAAAAACAUCAAAGCCAGUCUGGUAUUGUGAAAGCCAUAGAGCAAGAGAAAUUAAGCUUGAAGAGGGAGUGUGAACAGCUUCAGAAGGAAUUGUCUUCUGCUCACAGGAGGAUCAGUCAGAUGAAUUCACUUGAGCAUGAAUUGGAAACCAUCAAUUUGGAAAAUGAAGGGCUAAGAAAAAAGCAAGUCAAACUGGAUGAACAACUAAUGGAGAUGCUACACUCGAGCUCCAAUGUGAUGCUUAGCCAAUCCCAGCAUUCUCGGGAGCUGCAGCAGCUCCAGCAGCAAGGCUGUACAAUGGUGCCCAAGGAGCAGUUCCUGCAACUCCAACAUCAGCUACAGCAGGCAGAGAGGAGGAGUCAACGACUGCAGGAGGAACUUGAAAAUAGACCCUCUGAAACAAACAUGCCACAGGGGGGCCAUGCUCAGCUUCUAAAGAUGAUGGAAGAACGUAUGAUGGAUGUUGAGCAGAAAUUGAAGCUUGUGAAGAGGCUUCUCCAAGAUAAAGUGAACCAACUGAAAGAACAACUCUCCAAGAAUACUAAAGCAGAUGCAAUGGUUAAGGAUCUCUAUGUUGAAAACGCACAAUUGCUGAAAGCUCUGGAGAUGACAGAACAGCGACAGAAAACUGCUGAGAAGAAAAACUACUUCUUAGAAGAAAAGAUUGCCAACCUCAGUAAAAUAGUAAAGAACCUGGCAUCACCAUCUUUGAAUUCUACUCCUCAAUUAAGGUCAUAG
Messenger RNA from Emys orbicularis (European pond turtle), 6414 nucleotides. RefSeq names its product ninein (gene NIN). The record is from RefSeq and is a predicted model, not a curated record. The coding region runs from base 1 to 6414 and encodes 2137 amino acids. The transcript is spliced from 29 exons. Lineage: Eukaryota; Metazoa; Chordata; Testudines; Emydidae. Gene Ontology annotation, cellular component: ciliary transition fiber; pericentriolar material; mitotic spindle pole. Gene Ontology annotation, biological process: centrosome-templated microtubule nucleation; microtubule anchoring at centrosome; centrosome localization. Gene Ontology annotation, molecular function: calcium ion binding.